UUCCUCGAAAGCACCAACGAUGAACGGUCAUCAAUUUUAUUUGCUUGUGUAUUGUUGCCUCUUUUUCUUUGGCAUCUGUGGGGUAUCCUCAGCGCUUGUCCGAUCCGCCCCCGAACAAAGAGGACCAAAUGGACGUGUUGUUGGUGGUGUUUCCGCCUCGGUUAAUAGUGCACCCUAUGCGGUGUCUAUGCAAUAUAAAGGCACUCAUUACUGUGCCGCCAGCAUUAUUAAUGCCAAUUGGCUCGUAACAGCCGCCCAUUGUUUGACGAACAGUGCCCAAGUGUUGGGUAGCACCCUGAUCGCUGGUAGCAAUGCUGUGGCCGGCACUGCAUCCACUACCCAAAAGCGUACCAUUACCUAUUUCUAUGUGAAUGAACUGUACACGGGUGGAACUGUGCCCUACGACAUCGGAUUGGUCUACACGCCAACGGCAUUCACUUGGACAGCUGCUGUGGCGGCCAUCAGUUUGCCCAAAGCGAAUGUAGUGCCCACGGGUACGGCAAAUUUAUAUGGCUGGGGAAGUAUGUCGACAACAAAUACGCCAAGUUACCCAAGCACACUUCAAGUGGCUGCCAAUGUGCCCAUCAUCAGCUUGAGUGCGUGUACCGCAGCCUUGGGCAACAAGGGAUCCGAUGUGCAUAAUACAAACUUGUGUACGGGUCCCCUAACUGGUGGUGUCAGCAUCUGUACUUCGGAUUCGGGUGGUCCUCUGGUUCAGGGUGGAGUCCUCAUCGGCAUUGUUUCGUGGGGCAAGUUGCCAUGUGGACAGGUCAAUUCGCCGUCGGUGUAUGUGCAGGUGUCUUCGUUUAUCUCCUGGAUUGCGAACAAUCAAAAUAUCUAAUAUCGUGUAUAUGUUUUUUAACCAAAUAAAUAUCAGCAAACAAUAGUUAAGUAUUU
This is a messenger RNA of Drosophila grimshawi, 897 nucleotides long. RefSeq names its product trypsin delta. The transcript has a single exon. The record is from RefSeq and is a predicted model, not a curated record. Lineage: Eukaryota; Metazoa; Arthropoda; Insecta; Diptera; Drosophilidae. Bases 20 to 841 code for a protein of 273 amino acids. Gene Ontology annotation, biological process: proteolysis. Gene Ontology annotation, molecular function: serine-type endopeptidase activity.